Messenger RNA from Diuraphis noxia (Russian wheat aphid), 1761 nucleotides. RefSeq lists its product as uncharacterized. The record is from RefSeq and is a predicted model, not a curated record. NCBI's taxonomy places the organism in Eukaryota, Metazoa, Arthropoda, Insecta, Hemiptera, Aphididae.
CCGCUCGCGUAGACGACGACCGUCCGUCGCGCGUCGUCUAUAGGUUUAUGAACUGCCGAGUGUGGUAAUAUAGGAACGGAUCGAGAAAAGUACGCGUGGCCACGACGAACGUCGACGAUGCGUACCGCCGCGCUGACCGCGGUCGCGGUGUUGGCCUGCUGCCGGCUACAGCUACCUGCCGUUCAGGCCGCGUGCCUGCACACGGCCAGGGACCUGCAGGCCCAGGCCCGCGCGUCCGAGGUGGUGGUCAAGGCGCUGGCUAUGCGCGUUUGGCCGGAAUCCGAUGGACUGGUGGGCGGCCACUUUGCCGUCAUUGCCGUCUACAAGGGCGCCCGGGCCGUGAAAAACGUGUUGCGCGUCGGCGGCACUGAUUUGUUCAACAUACACGACAAGAGAAUGAACGUGACGGGAUUUUGGAACGAUUUGCCGGAUGAUGAGCACAGGGCGUGUGGGGCCAGAGUGACGGUGGGCACGUAUUACGUGCUGUUUGCAGACGUCGUGCACGGCCGAUUUGUAGCCAAAGACAGACAAGGCGCGUUGGUCGAGUGGACAGACGGCAACGAAAGGGCCGUGUGGCACGGACUUGGUUGGGGUGACUGGAGCGAUUGGUCGGCGUGCAACGUGUCGUGUGACACCGGACUGCAGUAUCGGCACCGACGUUGUCUGAAGUGCGGACAAGGGCACAACAAGGAAAUGCGGAAGUGCAACGACUUCCCGUGUGACGGUGUCAUGGAACUGAUUGCGCCGGGAGACCGCGUGCGUACCGUCGGCGGUAAGUUAAACGGUAGCGAAAAUGGGUUCAGUCUUCUCGACACGGUCGGCUUCUCGAACACGUUUUCACUGCUCAUCACGCUGAGAGUACAACCAAAAGUGGACUUUGGUACUGUCUUCCGUUUAUCUUCAUCGACAGAACCAUUGAAGGUCAUAACGCUUGAAGUCAGUGGUCCAGAUCUAUUACGAGUGUCUGUAAACACGAGGCAGUCGAAUAGAUCAGUGCUGAUCGCUGCAGUGCUAGCCGAUGGAAUUACUCAUCAGCUAGGAUUGGGAUUUCAAAAAGAUGAAAUCAUAGCGUAUUUGGACUGUAGAUGGGUUACGACUGAGACGCUGAUGCAAAAUUCAUAUGCCUCAUCUCCGGAAUAUUAUGAUAUGGACGUCUUCGAGGAAUCGUUAACGGCGGACUUGGUGCAAAUGAUCGUCGUGCCGGACCCAACAGCCGUUUCAGACCAGUGCACUGUGUUUCGGAUMGCCGUACUGGACACGGAGAUUGUCAAAACCAAAAUAAGAGAUAAAUCUCAACGUGGCACCAAUGGAAUUAUUGACGGUGAACAUGAAACUAAAAGAACUGUUUCCAAACACUCGGAGUCCGUUUAAUGAGACCCGCGGGGAUGGACCUCGACCGGAGACUGAACAAAGAAUACGAUGACGUAUCAACGCAAGCGUGUAUAUUAUACAUAAUAUAAUAUUAUUAUUGUUACAGUAAAAUAAUGACAGUCGGUGUUGUGAAAAAAUAAAUAAUAAUCGAUAAUUAUUAACUAAAAUAAUAACGAAAUUGUUGUUCCAAGUUCUCGGGACAAGGUGUGCACAUAAUAGACGUUUAAUAAUAUUCUAUGAAUGAUGUCGAUGUGUAGGUAAUAAUAUAAUAUAAUUACUAUGAUAACCGAAGGAUUUUUUUUUUCGUGUGUUUGAAUGGAAACCGUCAUCGCGACGCAACGGAGUUUGAUACCGACGCAAUAUUUUUAUUUCCAUUUAAUAAUAAUAAUA